AUGGCACCGAUCAGAAUAGCAUUGAUCGGGCUUUCCAAGUCGGCGAAGACAUCUUGGGCACGCGAUGGACAUCUUCCAUACCUGCUAUCUAAGCGAGGUCGAGAUCGAUUCGAGAUCAAAGCCCUAUUGAACUCCAGCGUUGACGCCGCCAAGCGCGCCAUCGAAAUUUACAACCUACCUCCAGAUACCAAAGCCUACGGUUCAGCAGAAGAUCUCGCCAAAGAUGAAGACAUCGACCUCGUCGUCUGCACAACCCGUGUUGACGUCCACUACGACACCAUCAAGCCUAGUAUCGAAGCCGGCAAAGCUGUAUUCGUGGAGUGGCCAUUAGCAGAAAAUCUGCAAAGAGCCACUGAGCUUGCAGGACUUGCACGCAAGAGUGGAUCGCGCACGCUCGUUGGUCUCCAAGCACGCGUUGGGCCUGUGUCGGUCAAGUUGAGAGAACUUCUCACAUCUGGACAUGUCGGCAAAGUUUUGAGUAGUUCGCUGCAGGCUUUCACCCUGUACAGUAACCGCGACUCGAUUUCCGAAGGUCUGGCGUAUUUUCUCGAGAAGAAAGUCGGUGGGAAUCCAAUCACGAUUGCUUUCGGGCAUAUGAUAGAUUUCGUUCAUUCGGUCCUAGGAGAAUUCGAAAGCUUCCAUUCUCACUCCCAGAUCCAACAUCCUGAACAGAGGAUCAAUGGCGCGGAUGGAAAAGUGAAGGGAAAGUACACUUCUGACGUUCCCGACCUCCUGUCUAUACACGGAACUCUGCAGGCAUCAAGCCGUGUCGCGAAAGGAGCCAGUCUUAUCGUCAACUUCCGUAAAGGUCCUCCUUUCCCAGGAACUCUCCCAUUCAUCUGGACCAUCAAUUGCGAAAACGCGGAAAUCCGGGUGACUAGUGAGAGAGGCCCAUUUCUGCAGUCAGAGUCCAAUAGUUACCCGGUGCCCAUUGAGCUUCAUGACUUCGCGUCUGGUGAGGUGAAGAGCGUUGAAUGGCUUUGGGAAGAUUGGCAAGAAGUGAUUGCUGCAAGGUCUCGGAAUGUUGGGAAGCUGUAUGAUCUUUAUGCUGAAGGUAGGGUUGAGGAGGCGUCCUGCGCAACUUUUGACAGUGCUGUUUGGCGCCACGGACAGCUGGAUUGGAUCUUAUAUGAGCAGUAG
This is a messenger RNA of Pseudocercospora fijiensis CIRAD86, 1140 nucleotides long. RefSeq lists its product as uncharacterized. Gene Ontology annotation, molecular function: nucleotide binding. The transcript is spliced from 4 exons. NCBI's taxonomy places the organism in Eukaryota, Fungi, Ascomycota, Dothideomycetes, Mycosphaerellales, Mycosphaerellaceae. Bases 1 to 1140 code for a protein of 379 amino acids. The record is from RefSeq and is a predicted model, not a curated record.